CCAAUUUUUGGGGGGUGGAAGAGGGCGCAGACGGCCGGUGGGAGAAGGAAGCGAAGAGGUAGGGAGGGUUAUCGUCGACGAUGGGGAAGAACGAGUUCUUGACGCCGAAGGCGAUCGCGAACCGGAUCAAGGCGAAGGGGCUUCAGAAGCUGCGAUGGUAUUGCCAGAUGUGCCAGAAGCAGUGCCGCGACGAGAAUGGGUUCAAGUGCCACUGCCUCAGCGAGAGCCACCAGCGCCAGAUGCAGGUCUUUGGGCAGAACCCUACCCGCAUCGUCGAGGGCUAUUCCGAGGAAUUCGAGCGCACCUUCCUCGAUCUCGUCCGUCGCUCCCACCGCUUCUCCCGCGUCGCCGCCACCGUCGUCUACAACGAGUACAUCGCCGACCGCCACCACGUCCACAUGAACUCCACCCGAUGGGCCACCCUCACCGAGUUCGUCAAGCACCUCGGCCGCGCCGGCUUCUGCAAGGUCGAGGACACCCCUAAGGGCUGGUUCAUCACCUACAUCGACCGCGACUCGGAGACCGUCUUUAAGAACCGCCUCAAGGCCAAGCGCCUCCGCGCCGACCUUGUUGACGAGGAGCGCCAGGAGCGCACCAUCGCCCUCCAGAUCGAGCGCGCUACCUCCCUCCUCUCUUCCUCCUCCUCCGAUCCCCUUCCCUCCGAUACCCCUGAAGCCGCUGCAGAUCCUAACCCUAGUGCCCCUAUUAAAUCCGAGCCUGGUGGCAAAAUCGCAUUUUCGCUUCAGCCUGCGACGACGUCCUCCUCAAAAUCGAAUGUUGCCGGCGAAUCCACCUCCAAGAUCCCAAAAUUAGGAUUUGACGAGGGAGAACAGGAGCGUUCCGAGAGGAAAGACAAAAAGAACGACAAAUCUGCUCCUUCUGGUGGAGGUGGUGGGUUGUCGGCACUUGACGAGCUCAUAAGAGAAGAGGAAAAGGCAAAAGAGAGGAGCAACAGGAAGGACUACUGGCUCUGUGAAGGGAUUGUGGUGAAAGUGAUGAGCAAGACCCUAGCGGAUAAGGGUUAUUAUAAGCAGAAGGGGUCCGUGAAACGAGUCAUCGAUAAGUAUGUGGGGGAGAUCGAGAUGUUGGAGAGCAAGCAUGUGCUCAGAGUUGAUCAGGAGGAGCUGGAGACAGUGAUACCUCAGAUUGGAGGGCUUGUAAGGAUUGUGAAUGGGGCUUAUCGAGGAUCAAAUGCAAGGCUCUUAUCAGUGGAUACAGAGAGAUAUUGUGCAAAGGUUCAGAUUGAGAAAGGGGUGUAUGAUGGGAGGAUACUUCAAGCUGUCGAAUACGAGGAUAUAUGCAAGAUUAUGCAAUGAAGGGCUCAACUUUCUUGUACUGUUUGGAGGAAAGGCAACAAUGCCUAUAUUCCUAGACAACACCUUACAAUGCUCCUGCAAUCUGAACCCGGAAAAUCUAGUGGAUCAUUGCGGUGAAAAUGUCAGUCUUUGUUGUCCAAGGAUUUAGGAAUGCAGAUUGUAUACUGUGCUGUUUUCUUCUGGGAGUACCUGGGUAUUCUACUUUUGUGUGGCUACUGUCUUCACUACUAAUUAUGUAGAAUGUAAUCAGGAUCUACUACCGACUUUCCAGUCCAUCAGCUGCAAAUGAAGAUUGGUUUUAGAAUUUA
Messenger RNA from Musa acuminata AAA Group (dessert banana), 1624 nucleotides. RefSeq names its product KIN17-like protein. Gene Ontology annotation, molecular function: double-stranded DNA binding. Gene Ontology annotation, biological process: DNA damage response; DNA replication. Gene Ontology annotation, cellular component: nucleus. NCBI's taxonomy places the organism in Eukaryota, Viridiplantae, Streptophyta, Magnoliopsida, Zingiberales, Musaceae. The transcript is spliced from 2 exons. The record is from RefSeq and is a predicted model, not a curated record. The coding region runs from base 81 to 1316 and encodes 411 amino acids.